AAUUGCUCCUCUCCCACAGCACGCUUUCCCCCCCCCCCCCCCCCCCCCUCUCUCUCUCUCCGUUGCUCCCUCCCUGGGUAUCGUUGCUGGUUUCAGCUUUUGGGUUCCUGAAAUUCUCUCCUACUUUUUCUGACAUUACAAUGUGAGGGAACCUAUUUUCAUUUUACUGUUUCUUCUUUUUUAUUUUCUGGAUAAUCAGAGAGUUUCAGAGUUGCUUUGGCUCCUCUAUUUUGAGCUCAUUUUGGUUCUUCCGAACUUGAGGGCAGGAGAUAGAAAAUUGAGGGUUACAAUGAGUACCACGUCAAAGGACUGUUCAAUAACUUUUGAUGAGAUUGCAAACAUGUUCACGCCUAAGUUUUCCGAGGUCGAUCUCUCCCUUUUUGCUGCCUCAGAACAUGAAGCUAUAGGACUGGAACAUUUCUUAAUGGAACCUAAAUGUAACAGAAACUUAGUUGGUGUGGUUGAUUUUGAAACUUUCCAUUCACAGAAAUUCUUCGACGUUGAAGAUUUUUCAGGCGCCAUCGAGUAUGAUGAAACAAAGCAUGAUUGUGAUGCAGUUUGUUCUAAUAGUGCUAAAGAAGUACGGGAGGAAAAGCGGGAGUCUAUUGAAGAUAUGUUGAAUGAUAAUGUUUUUGAUGGAAAAACCAGGCUUCCAACUACAGGCAAAGAAUUCGGUUUGGAUGCCAAGUCUGGUGAUAAACUUGUCAUUUUGGAUAAUGAUCCUUGCAAAGAAUCCUACCUGGGAAAUGCGGAUUUAGAGAGCCUCUCCCCAGGCUUCUAUGAAAGAGACUAUGUUGCUGAGAUAUCAGACAUGUCUUCUGCAAGUGUUCCUGCACUUCAAUUUACACAUAACCAAAACUCUCCCAUGCUUGACCAAAUGACAGUCCAAGAACUACAUGAGGCCUUUAAGAGCGUGUUUGGUCGUGAAACUUUAGUGACAGACAAGCAAUGGCUGAAGCGUCGUGUGUUAUUUGGCUUGCGGAACCAGGUUGAGUCAGACAGUGAUUUGAACCACAUAAAAUGUGGUACAACUUCUUAUAAAACCGAAGACAAAACUCUGUGCUUAUCCAGUAGUGAUUCAUCUAGGAGUGCCACAAGCUCCAUCAAAUAUGUGUUAGGUGAUGAAACUAUGUCUUUAGAUUGGCAUGUUGAAAGGAAGGGGUUUGCUGGUCUCGAUUUGCAGACCACCUCUAUGGAGUUGAGCGAAAUUGAAUUAUGUUCACAUGAUGGAGGAGAUAAAGCACUUGUCACACAAAAGAGAUUGCGAAAGCCUCCCAAAAGAUACAUUGAAGAAUCAUUGGAAGCGAAUUCAAAAUAUUGUAAGGGAAAAAGUGGAGCUGUCAGACCUCGGAAGUGCCUGAAGGAAUUUGGAACUUCUCAGUUGGCUUGUGAAGACAAACCUUUCAAAGGAAGUUGCAUUCAGGUUCCAUUUGGUCUUCCAAUAGAGGAAGGGCACGUGAAGAUAAAUGCAUCAUAUUGGGAUUCUGAGAAUUGCAGGGAUGACAGAAUUUCAUCUCCAAAACAACUUGUUACAGAGCCUUCUGCUGCUGCAUCACAAGAUGAAAUUUCUGAAGAUGAACAUGUUACAAGAAGCAUUGUUCGAAAAGGCAGCAGCCGUAGAAAGCAUCAUAUAUCAUGGACUCCUUCUGAAGUGAUGAGGUUAAUUGAAGGAGUCUCUCAGUGUGGAGUUGGGAGAUGGGCUGAAAUAAAGAGGCUAUCAUUUCCAUCAUCUUCGCGACGAACAUCUGUUGAUCUCAAGGACAAGUGGCGAAAUCUGUUACGGGCUUGUUGCGUUCAGCUGCAGAGCAAGAGAAAGGUCAAGCAAGGGCAGAAGCAAUCAUCGCAUCGAGUGCCAGAGUCUGUUCUGUGGCGCGUUAGAGAGUUGGCCACGACCUAUCCAUAUCCAAGGGAAAGUAAUUCCAAGGUGGCAUACACUGCACCCAUUUCUUCCUCCUUUCCAGCCGCCAUUCAAAACAGGUCCGUGGCUUUGUCAACUAGUGUCUGAAGAUAGUUGAAGGCAAAGAAAAUAAUACUAGCAAUUAGCGAACUGCUGUAGAUGUGAAAGCUUUACUAACUGAUAAAAGAGAAAAGAAUGCUUGCUUGGAAUGAAACUGCAUCUUUCUUUGCUUUGUUUUU
Messenger RNA from Juglans microcarpa x Juglans regia, 2136 nucleotides. RefSeq lists its product as uncharacterized. The coding region runs from base 290 to 2005 and encodes 571 amino acids. The record is from RefSeq and is a predicted model, not a curated record. The transcript has 9 exons. NCBI's taxonomy places the organism in Eukaryota, Viridiplantae, Streptophyta, Magnoliopsida, Fagales, Juglandaceae.